CUGAUCUCGAGCAGAGGUGUUGCAGAGAGCAUGGCUCGCUCAUUAAAUUGCAUUGUGGCCGUGUGUCCGAACCUGGGAAUCGGUAACAAUGGAAAUCUGCCUUGGCAUCCCAAGAGACUUAGCAAUGAAUUUAAGUAUUUUCAGAGGAUGACUAUGACGCCCUCAGUAGAAGGUAAGCAGAACGUUGUGAUUAUGGGCCGGAAGACCUGGUUCUCAAUCCCAGAGCGGAACCGCCCCCUGAAGAACCGAAUCAACAUUGUCCUCAGCAGGGAGCUCAAGGAGCCCCCGGAGGGAGCGCACUACCUGGCUCAUGAUUUCAGUUCAGCUCUGAGCAUGCUGGAGAUGGCAGAGUUAGCUGACAGAGCAGACCAGGUCUGGCUAAUAGGAGGAAGCUCCAUUUACAAGGAAGUCAUGGACAGCACAGCCAGGCACAGGCUGUUUGUGACCCGAAUACUUCAGGAGUUUGAAUGUGACACAUUUCUACCGGAGAUCAAUCUGGAUAAAUACAAGCUUCUGCCAGAGUUUCCAGGGGUCCCCACAGAAAUUCAGGAAGAAAACGGGAUUCAAUAUAAAUUUGAAGUCUAUGAAAACACCGUCUCAGAAUGAUAUGUUUAAAUACUGUAAUCGUUUCUUAGGUUCUUCUGUAUAGACAGUUUUAACGCUAGUCAUCUGGAAUCAUCAUGCAAUCUGUUUUUUUAAAUGAAAACGUCCCCUAAAGAGCACAGAUAAUAGCAGUCCACCAAUGUAACACAUCCCAGUAAUGUGGGUAACAUGCCUGAGCCUGGGAACAGGUUAGUGGGUACAGUCUGGGGUACCAGCUGUACUCAGAGGUUAGACAUGAUUGUGAGAGCUGUGUUGAGGCCACAGAGGGGCUUUUUAAAAGAGUUUAAAAAAGACACCAGGAUGAAUAAAACACAACAUGAUACAAAGUGGAUCUGAACAACAGAAACUCAUUACUAAUUGAUAUUUCACACCUAUACCAAAUGACUCUUUCAGUAGCUGUAUUUUAUGGAACAUUUGCUGUUAGUGUAGUCUGAAGUCCAAUCUGAACCUGAUGCUGGCACCAACUGUGUUUACUGUGUGUACUCCGUACUGUUCCUCUAGCUGUGUUACUGUCCUAAAAUGCAAACUGAUUCUGUUAAUGUGUGAGGAUUGAAAGUGGCCACCUCCAACACCACAUGGGCAUCCUUACUGCAGCAAGUUAACAGGUCCUCAUUGCUAUUGUCUUGGUUGUUGUAUAGUUUAAUUCAGACAGCACACUUUCUUUUGUUUUUUAGUUGACAAUAAAUAUCUUUAUACUGU
Messenger RNA from Polyodon spathula (Mississippi paddlefish), 1302 nucleotides. RefSeq names its product dihydrofolate reductase (gene dhfr). Gene Ontology annotation, biological process: glycine biosynthetic process; folic acid metabolic process; dihydrofolate metabolic process. Gene Ontology annotation, cellular component: mitochondrion. The transcript has 6 exons. NCBI's taxonomy places the organism in Eukaryota, Metazoa, Chordata, Actinopteri, Acipenseriformes, Polyodontidae. Gene Ontology annotation, molecular function: NADP binding; dihydrofolate reductase activity. Bases 31 to 606 code for a protein of 191 amino acids. The record is from RefSeq and is a predicted model, not a curated record.